AUGUCUUCGUAUUCACGAGCAUUGAACGAGGCUGCCCUCGAAAACUUCAUCUACCUGCCAGUCAGCAGUCAGAUGAUCAAUUACCUGGCCACCAAAGCAUCAGAGGUCAUCCAGUGUGAAGCAACUUCCGCAAAGUCAAGUCGCUUACCACCAUCACCUCCCCAGACUCCUCCACAAAAUGUUGCCUCCGAAUCAUCACCCGAUCUUCCUUCGUUGGAGCGAUUCAUUACUUCAUUAGUACGAAUGUCAAAUGUUCAAGUACCAACACUGAUGACUACCCUCGUCUACCUCGAAAGACUGAAGAAGAAGUUACCUCCUGUUGCCAAAGGUUUGAAAUGUACAGUACACCGCAUCUUCCUCGCAGCUCUCAUCCUCUCAGCAAAAUUCCUCAAUGAUUCCUCACCAAAGAACAAGCACUGGGCCGAGUAUUCAAAUGUACGAGGAUACGAACCAUUUGGAUUCUCGAGAACCGAAGUCAACCUGAUGGAAAAGCAACUUCUCUUCCUCCUGGACUGGGAUCUCAACAUCAGCGAAGACGAUCUCUACCUGCAUCUCGAUCCCUUCCUCGCACCAAUUCGAUGUGAAAUCCAACACCAAGAGGAUCGAGCCCGAGCCAAGGAACGUCGCAAGCGAGCUCUACGAGAACAACAACUCCAGGAAGCCGAAGCAGCAAGACAAUAUCAGGCCAACCUAGCUGCUGCCCAAUACUGGAUGCCAGAGUACGAUGAGAAGAACUCGCUCGUCUACCAAGGCCAAUACGUCGAUCCAACCGGCUCCAUCAUCCGAACCACACGAUACGAUUCUACACCUUCUACCUCCGACGUCCCAGACCUUGCACGUUCCGAAACCGCAGACCCAUACUCCUCUUCCUCAUCCUCUUCAGGAUCCUCAUACCGAUCUAACAACAACUCCCGAGCUGGAACUCCCAAUUCGAGUGUGGGCAGUUACUCUAUUGAAGAUUUGGCACCUUCUUGUGAUGGCCUUCCAAGACCUUUCAACACCAGCCCUUCACAUUAUCAACAUGUCGUUCGAGACACUGUUCAUGUACAUAUCGCCGACCAACACAUUGGUGUCGUACCUGGAAAACACUCCAUGCUACCCUAUGAGAUUGAGCGGGAGAUGUACGAUGACAAGCCAGCCAAGAAGGCGAGGAAGAGUGGCAACAUCUUCUCGAGAUUCUUGGGUGGAAGAGAGUCUCAAUACGUCUAA
Messenger RNA from Hymenoscyphus albidus, 1209 nucleotides. Lineage: Eukaryota; Fungi; Ascomycota; Leotiomycetes; Helotiales; Helotiaceae. The record is from the annotation of a GenBank genome assembly.